UCAUUACUGGGAAAAUUAAAUUUUUUUUUUUCCUUUUAAUAGAAAAAUAAGAGAAAAAUGACAACUGCUGCACUGACCUCCACAGCAACAGUUGGUGGUGGACGUUUCAAUUUCUGCGGGAGUAGUGCUUCUUCGUCUUCGUAUUAUUGUUAUUAUUAUAAUCCUCCUCCCCAAAGAAGAAGAAGACGGCGACGACGCCUAGUGGCUUCCUCCUCCUCAUCGUCGCCUGAUCCUCUUGGAAAUGAUAACGAUAAAAACAAAAAACAGCAACAGAUUGAUGAUGAGGAUGAUGAUGAAAAUCAGAUGUCAGUCUCUGUUAUCAAGAAGAGGCUUGUUGAUGCAAAUCCUGUUGGAUUAGGAAGACGGUCCAGGCAAUUAUUCGACGAGGCAUGGCGCAAGUUUUCAGAAUUGGGGCAAAUCUCUAGAACCACCCUUACCAACGACGAUAUUCUUCUUAUUCAGCAAGGGGGCCCUAUGUGCGAAUUUGCAAUCCCUGGGGCUCAGAACACUACUGUUCUCGUUGUCGGUGCUACCAGCCGUGUUGGUCGUAUUGUUGUACGCAAGCUUAUGCUCAGGGGAUACUCUGUCAAGGCUCUAGUAAGGAAUGCAGAACAAGAUGUUGUGGACAUGCUUCCAACUUCUGUUAAGAUUGUGAUCGGUGAUGUCGGGGAUCCUGCCACCCUUAGAGUUGCUGUACAAGGCUGCAACAAGAUUAUCUAUUGUGCCACUGCUAGAUCAUCUAUAACUGUGGAUCUCAACAGAGUUGAUUAUCAGGGUGUAUACAACCUCAGCAAAGCCUUCCAGGACUACAACAAUAAGCUAGCUCAGUUGCGAGCUGGAAAAAGCAGCAAAAGCAAACUUACACUUGCAAAGUUCAAGUCUGCAGAUUCCUUGAACGGAUGGGAGGUUCGCAAGGGCACUUAUUUUCAGGAUGCAGUUGCUGCUAAAUAUGACGGAGGAAUGGAUGCUAAAUUUGAGUUCAGCGAGAGUGGAGAUGCAAUUUUCUCAGGUUAUGUUUUUACACGUGGAGGAUAUGUGGAACUGUCAACUAAACUAUCACUUCCUCUUGGCAGCACAUUGGACAGGUAUGAAGGUCUCGUGCUUUCUAUAGGAGGGAAUGGAAGGUCAUAUGUCUUAAUUGUUGAGUCCGCUUCUUCAGCAGACACAAGCCAGAGCAAUCUGUACUUUUCUAGAAUUAGUACAAAAGUAGGGUUUUGCAGGGUAAGAGUACCGUUUAGUUCGUUUCGGGCAGUGAAUCCCGCUGAUCCACCAUUGGAUCCAUUCCAUAUACACACCCUGACCAUACGCUUCGAACCUAGAAGACAGAGACCUGCUGAAGGACCUGUUGGAACGAACCAGGACAUGAGAAGCUUCCAAAUGAUAUUGGAAUAUAUAAAAGCAUUACCUACGGGACAAGAAACAGACUUCAUCUUAGUCUCGUGUACAGGGUCGGGAAUUGAAAGUAGCAGAAGGGAGCAGGUUUUGAGAGCCAAGAAGGCCGGAGAGGAUUCACUGAGAAGAUCAGGCCUUGGGUACACUAUAAUUCGUCCUGGUCCGUUGAUGGAAGAACCUGGAGGACAACGAGCUCUCAUUUUUGAUCAGGGAAACAGGAUAUCUCAGGGGAUCAGCUGUGCUGAUGUGGCUGAUAUCUGCGUAAAAGCGUUGCAUGACUCAACUGCAAGGAACAAGAGCUUUGAUGUAUGCUAUGAAUAUGUUGCUGAGCCAGGGAAGGAGUUGUAUGAGCUGGUGGCACAUCUACCCGACAAAGCAAAUAACUACCUAACGCCAGCAUUAUCAGCUUUGGAAAAGAACACAUAAAUCGUCCCAUGGAAUGAUCUUGUUUGACCCCCCCCCCUUCUUUUGUACAUGGAAUGGAAUUACAUACCUCUUUUACCACUUGUAAGGCUUGGACUUAAUAUACGACAAGAACUAAUAUAAAAGGCUGGUUUGGAAGAAAAUUUGGAGGUAUUAUACACGAAAGACUUGGAAGAAACUAAUAAAAUGUACAAGGAACCUUACCUUUGUGGGUC
This is a messenger RNA of Erigeron canadensis, 2030 nucleotides long. Its product is annotated as protein HIGH CHLOROPHYLL FLUORESCENCE PHENOTYPE 173, chloroplastic-like. Bases 58 to 1818 code for a protein of 586 amino acids. NCBI's taxonomy places the organism in Eukaryota, Viridiplantae, Streptophyta, Magnoliopsida, Asterales, Asteraceae. The transcript has 13 exons. The record is from RefSeq and is a predicted model, not a curated record.